CUGCAAGCACAACUUCAACUACCCCAACACCCCUGACUUCAGUCACAAGCACGUCUACACACAGCUCAACAACUACGACUUCACCUAUGAGCUUAUCUACAACCACUCUAACUUUACCCACCAGCGCGACUACACAGAGAUCAACAACCACAACUUUAGCCACAAGCUCAUCUAAAACCACUCCAACAACCACAACCUUACCCAUGGGCAUGUCGUCAACCAGCUCAACAAGUUCAACCCUAGCUGAGCCUAUAAAAAUUCCAACGAACACGAUUUCACCCAUCAGCACAUCUCCACACAGCUCAACCACUACAUCUUCCCCCACAAGCAUGUCUUUAACUAGUUCAUCAACCACAACUUUACCCACGAGCACGUCUACAUACAGCUUAACAACCACAACUUCACCUUUUAGCAAUUCUACAAGAAGCUCUACAACCAUGAUUUUAACCCUGAGCACUUCUACAGACCACUCAACAAGCACACCUUCACCCACCAGCACAAAUGCUGUACCUGCAGACGUAACUGCAGUUUUUGUCUUGAUUUUCAGUAUUAAUGAAACCUUUAAUCAAGCACUGGCUGAUACCAACUCUCCACAGUUUGCAACAAAAGCUAAAAAUAUACGUAGUCAGGUUGAACCUUUGUACUCUAAACACUAUAAAAACUUCAAAAGCAUGGACAUUUUACAGUUCAGCAAUGGUUCGACUAAGACAUUAGCCAACCUUAACUUUAAUUCUAAUGGCCCAAAUGUUACUGAAUCUGAUAUAAAAAAAACUCUUUUAGAUGAACUGGUUAACUUGACAUUUCCUGUUAUUCCAAACUCCAUCAAUGCCAUUCAGAUUCUUGGUAAUUCCAUGCCUCCAAUCAUUGCCAGCUCAUUUUCCAUGAUCUGGAUGUCUGUACUCUCACUCCUGCUUUCAUUAUCAUUGCAUUUCUAACUCUAGACCUGAUCAUUAAACAUAUACAAUAAGCGAUGUAUUUAUUAAUAAGAUAAAGGGUCUAUAGGGCAAUAAUUUAUUCUUAUUAGCAGAAGAUAUUUUUAAAUAAGAAAUACAAACAUAUUGAAACGUUAAGCUGGAGAACAAAUGAGGGUCCUGAUUUUCCUGAAAAUUUU
Clarias gariepinus (North African catfish) is the source of this 1111-nucleotide messenger RNA. RefSeq lists its product as uncharacterized. The transcript has 4 exons. The record is from RefSeq and is a predicted model, not a curated record. The coding region runs from base 87 to 935 and encodes 282 amino acids. Lineage: Eukaryota; Metazoa; Chordata; Actinopteri; Siluriformes; Clariidae.